AUGUUUAUUCCAAUCGUCGUAACAUUUAUUCGAAAGAGAAAAAGAAUUACUGACAGCGCUGUGGCAUCCUCAGCUGACUGGAUUAACUAUGUUAUUGGUGUUAAUCCAACCUAUUCAUAUUAUGCCGAUUUUCAUUUUACAUCGCCAAAUCAAUUUCAAGUUCUUUCUGACUUUUGUCAACUCUCAGAUCGAACAAUUAGUGAUGCACUGGAUGUAUUUUAUUCUACUAUGUUUAUCUCAGCUAAAUCACUUGACUCUGAUCUGUUUGUAUAUCGAACAAAAGCAAUUCUAGCUUCAUUCGAGGAUACUACAAUGAAUACAUUUCAGCGAUCAUUUCGUCAGAUUCGUAGUAUUACACAAGGAAAUCAGUUGAUGUUAGGAUUACUAUCGAAUGCAGCAUUUUACUUGUUGUUGUUGAAUAACCAAUAUUUUGUUACAUCCUAUAGUGCACAGUAUAUUGAUCCUGAUGGCUCGUAUUGUGACUGUCGUUAUAGAGCAUGUAUUUCAUUAUCAGCUUUUUACAUGGAUGAUCCGUCAGUUACUAGGUUGAUAGAUUUAAGCUGUGCUCUAUUCUCUCGUUCUGUACUGCACGUAUUUCUUUAAAUACAUAAUUUUAGCCUCAACUUCUGUUAGAACGAGAAAAUAA
Didymodactylos carnosus is the source of this 646-nucleotide messenger RNA. NCBI's taxonomy places the organism in Eukaryota, Metazoa, Rotifera, Eurotatoria, Philodinida, Philodinidae. The record is from the annotation of a GenBank genome assembly.